AUGCCUUCUCCCGGAGAGCCCAUUGCUGUGGUUGGCUCAGCCUGUCGGUUCCCAGGUGGUGCAUCGUCGCCAUCGAAACUCUGGGACCUCCUCAAGCAGCCCAAGGAUUGUCUUAGGGAGUUUCCCAAGGACCGUCUGAACCUUGAGGCUUUCUAUAACAAAGAUGGCGAGCACCACGGCGCUACAGAUGUUUGCAAUAAAGGCUACCUCCUUGAGGAGGAUAGUCGGGUGUUCGAUGCAUCUUUCUUCAAUAUCAACCCUGCUGAGGCUGAUUCUAUGGAUCCUCAGCAGCGGUUAACGCUCGAGACGGUCUAUGAGUCGCUGGAAGCUGCUGGCUACACCCUUGAGCAGAUGCAAGGUUCGUUGACUUCGGUGUAUCUUGGUGUUAUGACUGGAGACUAUCAUGAUAUCCAACAGCGAGAUAUAGAGAUUAUCAACCGCUACCACCCCACAGGGACUUCAAAGAGCAUUCUCUCCAAUCGAGUGUCAUACUACUUUGAUCUCCGCGGCCCCUCAGUCACCAUGGACACAGCGUGUUCCUCAUCCCUCGCUGCACUGCACUUUGCCACACAGUCUCUCCGUAGCGGUGAAUCAACCACCGCCAUAGCCGUCGGCGUCAAUCUCAUCUACGACGCCUCAGGCUACGUCGCUGAGUCAAAGCUACACAUGCUGAGCCCUACAUCACGCAGUAGAAUGUGGGAUGCUGGUGCAGAUGGCUAUGCUCGUGGUGAGGGUGUUGCCUCGGUCAUUCUCAAGCCGCUCUCCGAAGCUAUUCGCUGUGGUGAUCACAUCGAAUGUAUUGUGCGCGAGACGGGCAUGAACAGUGAUGGACGCACAACCGGUAUCACAAUGCCUUCAGCUACGGCGCAAUCGGCGCUUAUCCGUCGCACAUAUCAGAACGCUGGCCUAGAUCCCGUCAAAGAUCGACCGCAGUACUUUGAGGCCCACGGCACAGGUACUUUGGCAGGUGACCCUGUUGAAGCCCAAGCUAUCCGACAAUCUUUCUUCGAUGACAGUGAUGCUUCCGCGGAGACCAGUGAGAAGCUUUACUGUGGCUCUAUCAAGACGGUCAUCGGACAUACUGAAGGAUGUGCUGGUCUCGCUGGUUUGCUCAAGGCUUCUCUGGCGGUUCAGAACAGCACUAUUCCUCCAAACCUGCUGUUCAACACGCUUAACCCAUCCAUCAAACCAUUUUACGACCGCCUCCAGGUACCUACUUCACCAAUGCCUUGGCCUGAGGUUAGUCAAGGACCAAGACGAGCCAGUCUGAACAGUUUUGGUUUUGGUGGUACCAACGUCCACGCAAUCAUUGAGAACUACAUCCCUCAGGCGACAUCUCCUACACUGCCAUCAUCUGAGAAGUUCGUUGGACCAUUGGUCAUCUCAGCCGAGACAGAGCCUUCACUUGCCACGACAGUGGAAAAGUACGCAGAGUUCAUCAGGUCAAACCCCGAUAUCAACCUCGAAGAUCUGGCUUUUGUCACACAAACUCGACGAAGCACCUUUGGCAAGAGAGCUUUCUUCUCUGGCGAGAACCGCGACAAGCUCCUCGAGUUUCUCGACUCUGCUGUCGACACGUCCAAGACUGGUGCUGAGAUCGGCAUCCAGGCUCCUCAAACCUCAUCUUCUGAGCCCCCGGCCAUUCUCGGUAUCUUCACCGGUCAAGGUGCACAGUGGGCGUCUAUGGGCAGGACAAUGAUAAAAACAUCCACGCAGUUCCGCGAAUCCAUAGAGAAGUGUGAGAAUGCUCUCCGUGGUAUUCCUGAUGCCCCGACGUGGUCGCUCAAAGAGGAGCUCAUGGCGUCUGAAGAGAACUCUCGCAUUGGCGAAGCUGCUAUUUCUCAACCUCUUUGCACAGCCACACAGAUCGCCAUCGUUGAUGUCCUCGCUGCUUCAGGUGUGCACUUUGACGCUGUUGUGGGCCACUCUUCAGGCGAGAUCGCAGCUGUCUACUCCGCUGGCAUCCUCUCUGCGUCUGAUGCUAUGCGUGUUGCUUACUACAGAGGUCUCUACGCAAAGCUAGCCUCUGGACCCGACGGUGUUAAGGGCUCUAUGAUGGCUGUUGGAUUAGGCUCAGAAGAUGCCACUUCAUUCUGCGACACGGAGAAGUUCAGAGGAAGAAUUAGCCUAGCUGCCAGUAACGCACCGUCUAGCGCUACCAUCUCAGGAGAUGAAGAGGCUAUUCUUGAAGCGAAGGAGAUUCUCGAAGAGCAGAAGACGUUCGCACGCGUGCUCAAGGUUGACACGGCCUAUCAUUCACAUCAUAUGAGGGCUUGCGCGGAGCCCUAUCUCAAGUCACUGGAGGCUUGCAACAUCACUGUCAACCCCCCCUCCAACAAUUGUAUCUGGGUUUCGUCCGUUUAUGGAAACGCGGAUAUUAUGGAUGGCGAGGAGGAUAUCGAAGCUCUGGCAGGCCAGUACUGGAUUGACAACAUGGUACGACCAGUCCUCUUCUCUGAGGCAUUGGAGUGCUCGCUCUGGAGAGCUGGGCCUUUCAACCUCUCACUCGAGAUUGGUCCACACCCAGCUCUCAAAGGCCCAGCUUCGCAGACUAUGAAGACUGCGUUGGGCCAUGUUCUGCCAUAUGCCACAUUCCUUCGCCGUGGCUACAACGAUGUCGAAGCCUUCUCUGGAGGUAUUGGCUACAUAUGGGCAUACCUUGGGUCCGACAUGGGCUUUUCUGGGUACUACCAAGCUAUGCAUGGCUCAAAAGCAAAUAAGCCAAGGAUGAUCAAGGGUCUCCCAUCGUAUACUUGGAACCACAACAAAGUCCACUGGAAGGAGUCCCGUAUCUCCCGUCGCUAUCGUCUCGCCGAUCGAGCGCCACACGAACUGCUCGGUCGUCGCACUCCAGAUGACUCCGAGUAUGAAGUUCGCUGGCGCAACGUCCUUCGCCUCAACGAGCUUCCUUGGAUUCGCGGCCACGCUUUCCAAGGUAUGGCACUGUUCCCGACCUCUGCGUACAUGGCCAUGGCUAUUCAAGCUGCCAUGGAGAUCGCUGGCUCAAAGCCUGUGAAGCUGAUCGAGAUUCGUGACCUUGUCAUCCCAAGGGCGUUGACGAUUGAGGAGAAUAACCCUGGCAUCGAGUCCAUCUUCUCCGUCAAGAGAACAGGCAGUAUUGACGAGGAUGUCUUCCAUGGAGAGUUUUCGUGUCAUACUUGUCCCAGCGAGGCUGAGGGGACUCUCGAGAGGAACUGCACUGGUUCCAUCACUAUUGACUUUGGUGAGCCGUCUGAUCACGACCUUCCCCCUCGAGCACCUGGCAAGUCAGGAAUCAUACCUGUUGGUACCGAGGAGUACUACGACUCUCUUCUCAACAUUGGCCUUAACUACCAGGGACUUUUCCGAGGCCUCAAGUCAGUCGAGAGAGCCAUGGGCUAUGCUACAACAAAGGCAUCAUGGCAAAAGUCCGAUGUUGGCGAUGCGUAUGUUAUUCACCCUGGACCAUUGGACGUAGCUUUCCACUCCAUCAUUGCAGCCAUGUGCACUCCCUUGAGUGGAGCUCUCUGGGCGCCUUACUUGCCAGUCAAGAUCGACAGACUAGCGAUCGCUCCCAACACCAACUACGAGGGCGUCCUUGGGGAGGUCAACUUUGACGUAGACACAUUCAUCACCGAGACUACUUCCAACACAUUCAGAGGAGAUGUCCACAUCAUUAGCCCCGACGGCAGGACAGGUCUGCAGGCAGAGGGUCUGACUCUGAAGCUCUUCACCGAAGCAAGCUCUUCUGAUGACCGACACAUGUUUUCCAAAACGAUCUGGCGCACAGAUGUUCUGGACUCUUCACAGAACCUUGAUGAGAUCAACCCUGACCAAGAAGAGUUGGCUCUAGCAGAAGCCAUCGAUCGUACGUCUCUGUACUACAUCAAGAAGAUCUUUGACCAUCUAUCAGACUCUGACGUCGAGAACUGGAAGUGGUUCCACAAGGCCUUCUACAAAGCUGCCAAAGAGACUCUGCAGGAGGCAAAGGAGGGGAAGCACCCGACCGCGCAACCGGAGUAUCUCAACGACACCGAAGAGCUGAUCAUAGAAUACAAGCGCAAAUACCCUGAUCAGGCUGAUCUAAAGCUCAUCCACGCAGUGGCGGACAACCUGGUCGAUGUCAUGACCUCCGAUACUCAACUCUUGGAGGUCAUGCUCGUCGAUGAUAUGCUCAGUAAGCUUUACACCGAGGGCAGAGCCAUGCAACCGUUGAACAAAAUCGUCGCCGAGCUUUUCCAGAACCUCUCCCACAGAUAUCCCCGUCUCAACAUCCUCGAGAUCGGAGCUGGUACAGGCGGUACAACGAACUCUGUCCUCAACGCCAUCGGAGACGCAUAUGGUCGCUACACAUACACCGACAUCUCAGCUGGUUUCUUCGAGAAUGCCAAGAAGCGCUUCCAUGCGCACAGCAAACGUCUGGACUACAAGGUCAUCGACAUUGAGAACGAUCCAACCGGCCAAGGCAUUCCUGAGGGAAGUCAGGAUGUUAUCCUUGCGGCUAAUGUCCUACACGCCACUCGCAACCUUAACGAGACGAUGGCCAAUGUAAGGAAAUUGCUGAAGCCGGGUGGUUAUCUUAUCAUGGUGGAAGUCACCGGCCACUAUCUGCAGAUGAUGUUCCUCAUGGGCGGUUUGCCCGGUUGGUGGCUUGGUGUUGAUGAGGGGAGAGCUCGUGGGCCUGGUAUUGGAUUGACUGAGUGGGAUGAGAUACUUCGAGACACGGGGUUUACUGGAGCGGAUAAGUACGUGACAGAUCUGCCCGACUCUCUCAAACACGUCUGCUCCGUUAUCGUAUCACAGGCCACCGAUGACAGAGUCGCUAUGCUGCAGGAGCCCAUCUCAUUCCUUGACGAGAUCCCACUAGAGCAGCGUCUUGUCAUCAUCGGAGGCAAGACUCUACCCAUCUCCCGCGUUGUCAAGUCCAUCCAGCGUCUCGCCUCGCGCGUCGCAGACCAAGUCAUGGUCGUCGACAGCAUCGAUGCCCUCACAGAGAAGCACUUCAGUGCCAAUACAUCUGUCAUCUGCAUCGCUGAGCUCGAAAAGCCCAUCUUCGCCACUUCCGUCACCCCGGAGCGUCUGCGCAAGCUUCAAGAUCUAUUCUCUCAUGCAUCGCAUACUCUCUGGCUCACAUCCGGUCGUCUUGACGAGAAUGCCUACGCCAACAUGACAGUUGGUCUUGGACGCGCUAUCAUUAAUGAGCUGCCACAGCUGAACCUGCAGUUCCUUGAUGUUGCAAAGGCGUCUAGUGUGGAUGCCAAUGCGGUGAUUGGGGCGUUCUUGAAGCUCAAGCUUGGCAAGUCGCCGGAUUUUGUCAACACGCCGCUACUGUGGUCGACGGAGCCGGAGCUUUUGCUGAGGGAUGGAUUGUUGCAGAUCCCGCGUGUUGUUCCUGAUGUGGAAAGGAAUCAGAGGCUGAACUCGCUUCGACGAAGAAUCACAAAGGAUGUUUCCAUUGAUAAGACUGAAGUGGUUGUGGCUGCUACCGAGGGAGGACUGUGUCUGGAGGAAACAGCGCCUUGGCUCAGGAUUGCAAAACAACCAGAGAGUAGCGACAAUAUUGCUCUACGGGUUGAACACUCUAUUGCACUACCAUUCAACGAGGAACAAACCCCAGUUCUUUGUGUUGGUAAGAGCCAAGAUCAAGUCAUGGCUGCUCUUAGCCCCCACUACAGCUCAACUGUCUCCGUCCCAGCGAGCGAGGCAGUGGUUAUUUCUCAGAGUCAGAGCCAGGAGGAACAAGUUGAAGUUCUGGUGCAAACCUCUGUCAACUUGACCGCCUCUUUGAUCCUGUCGUGCAUCUCGUCGGCCGUGCCCACAGGGAAGAACGGCAACGUGCUUAUUUACGGCGUCAGCACUGAUCUUCUCAAAGCCUUGGACGCACACAGUUCGAACAAACUCGUCUUCGCCAAUUCUGAGACACAGCCUGAGUCAUUCUACAUCCACCCUCGAGCAUCCAUCAGAGGUAUCAAGAACUUGCUGCCCCGAGGUAUCACCCAUGUGGUCGAUCUAUCCAGCACAGGCAACGAACAGAUCAAGCAACACCUUGUCCACUUAUACGAAGCUGUCAAGGUCUCAUACAGCACAACCCUCGCUUCCAACACCAGCGAGUUGCUCAAGACCGCAUAUGAGACCCGUCAGCAGUCUUCUCUUAUCUCUACGCCAUCAAUUGUCGCUGUCCAAGAUAUCCCCAGCCUACCGACCCUACCAUACCAACGCACUGUGGUAGACUGGACCAAGCCGGAGCCUGCGUCUGUCAACAUCCGCUCUAUCAGUGGAGAGGGCCUAUUCUCACCCAACAAGACAUAUCUCAUGGUCGGUCUCGUCUCGGACUUUGGCCGAUCCAUUUGUCGCUGGAUGGUCGAAAACGGCGCCAGGUAUAUCGUCCUCACCAGCCGCAAAGCACAAGUCGACUCGCAAUGGCUCAAAGAGAUGGAAGACCUUGGGGCUAUUGUUAAUGUUUACCCCAUGGAUGUCUCGAAGCGAGAGUCGGUACAAGCAGUCUGUGAUACCGUCAAGAGGGACCUCCCACCUAUUGGUGGCGUUUGCAAUGGUGCCCUUGUCCUCAAAGAUGGGCUGUUCAUCAAGAUGGAGGCUGAUGCAUUGAACGACGUGUUUGCACCAAAGGUCGAUGGCACCAUUCAUCUUGACGAGAUCUUCUCUGAACCAGAUCUUGACUUCUUUAUCCUAUUCUCUUCAAUGAGUUCCGUGGUCGGAAACGCAGGACAGGCGAAUUACAACGCAGCCUCUCUGUUCCAAGCUGCUAUUGCACAGCAGAGGCGUAAAAGAGGCCUUGCCGCUUCUGUCAUCUCUCUGGGCAUGGUCGCUGAUGUAGGCUACAUCGCCGCCAAGGGGCCAACACUAAUGGAGAGACUCAAGAAGGCGUUCUAUAUGCCCAUCUCCGAGUCUGAUGCCCACCAGAUCUUCGCAGAAGCUGUUGCAGCUAGCAAGCCACACGGUAAUGGCGAGGAGACUGUUGAGAUGGUUUCAGGUAUCCAGCCGUUCAACUUCACCGCCUCCACCAAGGCUCGACCUCCUUGGGUCAACAACCCUCGCUUCUCACACUUUGUUCGCGAGGAGGAGAGCAACGCUGAACAGGAUGACGCUCGAGGAAACCAAAGUAACGUCCGGGUGCGUGAACAACUGGACGCUGCGACUUCAGAGGACGAGGCUGCGGCUGCUCUCCUUGCUGCAUUCAGAGUCAAGGUUGAGACUAUGCUGCAGAUGAGCGCGGGCAGUCUCAACGUUGAGUCAUCAUUGCUGGAUGUUGGUAUUGAUUCGCUGCUGGCUGUUGAGAUCCGCUCAUGGUUCCUCAAGGAAGUCCACGUUGACGUCCCUGUUCUGAAGACACUCAGCGGCGACAACGCGAAGGAUAUCUGCGCCGAGGCUGCGAACAAGUACCUCUCAGCUAAGAUGCAAGAGGGCAAGGCCGAGGCCGAGGGAAGCAAGCUGGAGUCAACAGUGAACGGUUCUCCCACUACAGGUUCCAGCGUUGACGGAAGCUCAAGCCCUGUCAGAUCAGGAGACACGACACCACCAAGUACAGUAGGAGACACAGAGAGCCAGGAGGAGACGAAGCCGGAGAAAGUGAUUGAGAGAGUUGAGAAGCUAUCAUAUGCGCAGUCGAGGCUAUGGUUCCUAAGCCAGUUCUCCAAAGAUGCCACUUCCUACAACAGUGUUUACGUUUACACCGCCAAUGGCAAUAUCCAGCUUGCGCGGUUGAAGAGAGCCAUUUCUAUAAUCACAGCGCAUCACCACUCGUUACGAACGUGCUUCUUCCCUAGACCUGGCACGGGGGAGCCUGUUCAGGCACUUCUUGCUUCGCCGAGAGAUUGCUUCAAGCAUGUAAAGGAUGGAGAUGGAGGCGCUCUUGACCGUGAAGUUGAGAUUUGGCGCAAUCACAUAUGGCAGUUAUCUGGGGGUGAUGUCCUGAGGGUCAUCCUCGUCACGCAUGCGCCCGAAGAACACUCCCUUAUCAUUGCUUACCACCACAUCGCCUUUGAUGGCGUAAGCAUGCACAUUUUCCUUCGCGACCUCAACGCUGUGUACAUGGGAAAUAAGCUCGACACCUCAGCGAAGCAGUACAUGGACAUAUCUGCCGAGGAACGUUUUCAGAUUGAGAGCGGCAAUCUCGAUGAGCGAAUCGCGUACUGGACGCAGAUGCAUACACCAUCAGCAGACACGCUGCCUCUAUUCCCCUUCGCCCGUGUAAAGUCACGUCCUCUCCCCGAGAGCUAUCGCAAUGUUGAGUCCUUUGCCGAUAUUGGACAUGAGCUGUCGGCCCAGGUCAAGCGUGCUAGCCACGCUUUGCGUGUCACCCCAUUUUACUUCUACAUCACAGCCCUUCAAGCACUGUUUAAUCGUCUUCUGGGCGUUGAGGAUCUCUGCAUUGGUGUCACGGACGCCAACCGUACGGAGAAGAGCUCCCAGGCCAUCGGAUUCUUCCUCAACCUGCUACCUCUUCGCUUCACCGUACAGAAAGACGUCGCCUUCACAGAUCUUGUCAAAAGAACAGCCGGGCAGUACCACACCGCGCAAACCAACUCGGGUGUCCCAUUUGACGUAGUUCUAGAUAGGGCAAACGUACCACGCGAGUCGACGCACACGCCGCUAUUUCAAGUCGCUAUGAACUAUCGUCAAGGCAACUUCUCCAAGAUCCCGCUAGGUGGCUGCACCCUUCAGGUGAAGGAAGGUCUGGAUGCUCAGAGUCCUUAUGAUCUGGCAUUCAGCAUCACGCCCAAUAAUGAUACAACCUUUGUGCAGAUCGUCGCCCGCGAGGACCUUUAUGAGAGAGAGGGCACGGAUACUUUGAUGAGCGCGUACUUGGCUCUGCUUGAGGAUGCCUCAAAAGAUGUGAACAAAAAGCUCGAAAGCUACAAUCUCUAUGAUCAAGGGAGCGUUGAUAGAGCGCUUACAUUAGGGAAUGGUGGUAUUAAGGACUAUGAGUGGCCGUCAACACUUACAGAAAAGGUGGAACAGGCGAUGAGAAAUAGUGGGCAGCGCGUGGCCAUCAAAGACGCUGACAUGGAGGUAACUUACGCAGGGCUUGCCAAAAUCACCAACAACCUCGCGUCAGUUCUCUUGUCGCAACUGCAGCCCGGUUCAUCAGUCGCUGUUCUCUGUGAGCCAACGGUGGCCUGGGUCGUAUCUAUGCUGGUAGUUAUCCGCGCAGGAAUGAUCUACAUCCCUCUUGAUGGCAAGCUACCCGACGAGCGUCUUAAUGCUAUCCUCGAGGCCAGUAAGCCUGAUUUGAUCCUUUGCGAGGACAACACAGAAGAGCGCGCUCAGGGAUUGGCUGGCAAUGUACCUGCCUUGUCUUCAGCCAGUGCAUCUGGAAACUCUGAGGCCCCCAACAUGGAGCGUGUCGACGACGCGAACUUUAUACUCUUUACCAGCGGUUCAACCGGUACUCCCAAAGGUAUCAAACUCUCAUCCAGAGGAAUCAUCAACUACGUUGCGACAAAGAGUUCCAAGCUUUCUCUCGGUAGUGAAGUGGUUCUUCAGCAAAGUGCUUUAGGCUUUGACAUGUCCCUCGCGCAAGCCUUUAUGGCGCUUACCCUCGGUUGCACAUUAAUCAUUGCCCCUGCAGCCAGUCGUGGGGACCCCCAAGCUCUAGGGAAGCUGAUGGCGGCCGAGCAGGUCACCUUCACGUUGGGAACUCCCACUGAGUAUCUUAUGCUGAUACGCCAUGGAGGUGAAGCUGUUAAGGCGGGAUCGUUCUGGAGGAAUGCUACUUCAGGCGGUGAGGCCAUCACUGCACAGCUGAAAGCUGCUUUCAGGUCGUUGCAUAACGCUCCUGUCCUGACAGAUUGCUAUGGUCCCACCGAGAUAUCCUGCUGUGCCACGAUGCAGACCGUCGACAUCUAUAGUGAGAAGGAAGGGGAAGCAAACUCCUCUGGGAAGGCCAAUCCUAACACGUCGAUUUACAUCGUCGAUGAAAGUGGUCACAGCGUACCUCAAGGCAUACCUGGCGAGAUUUGCGUUGGCGGAGUGGGUGUUGCCCUGGGCUAUCUCGACAAAGACAUUUCGGCGCAAAGAUUCGUCACAAACCCUUUCGCAACGCCCGAAGAGACAGGAAGAGGCUGGACCUAUAUGUACCGAACCGGUGAUAAGGGCCUCAUUCGUUCCGACGGUGGACUUCAGUUUCUGGGUCGCAUGGAAGGUGAUACAACGAUCAAACUUCGAGGACUUCGCAUCGAUUUGGAUGAUGUCGCCAAUACCAUGCUACGAGAGGGUAAAGGAUCUAUCGCAGAUGCUAUCGUUACGGUCCGAGGCGAUCCAGCAUUCCUCAUGGCACAUGUGGUGCCCGCUCCAGGCUCAUCCGCUAGUAGUGAAGAUUUGCAGCGAUUGGCAAACUCGCUACCACUGCCUCAAUACAUGAAACCAGCGAUUGUCACCCCGCUGGAACAUCUGCCACUGAGCAACAAUGGGAAGAUCGAUCGUCGCGCAGUUGAAGCCCUAUCACUACCUACUCUCACAUCCUCAAGCAAUCCACAAAACCUGGUCGCAUCAAGAAGAAAGCCAACUUUGGCCGAAGGAGAAAUGAGACUCAUUUGGCACAAAGUUCUCUCCCAGACUGGACUUACCAGCAGCUCAAAGCUAGAGCCUGAAACAGACUUCUUCCACGUUGGUGGAAACUCGCUACUUCUUGUCAAGCUGCAAAGUGCCAUCCAGACGUCUAUGGGUGUUUCUCUCUCUCUUAGGGAAAUGUAUCGCUCUAGUACAUUGGAGGGAAUGACUGGAAUUGCCACGGAACGGGUUAGUGACGACUUUGUGUCCGAGAAGAUUGAUUGGGAGGCUGAGACAGCUUUGCCUCACUCUAUCAACAUCAGCGAACUCCAGCCACUUCCUCUGAGGACAGAUCGCGGGUUGGAGAUACUCAUGACGGGGUCAUUAGCUUUCCUGGGUAGCAGAAUCUUACGAUCGCUACUAGAUGACCCCGCAGUCGCAAGAGUUCAUUGCAUCGCUAUCGAUCCAGACUCGAUGGAUAACCACAUCAAGGAUGACUGUGUCACAGUAUACCCUGGCAGCCUGAGCGAGAUAAUGUUCGGCCUCUCAAACGAUACCUACCACCAGCUUCAAAAGACCGUCGACGCCAUUAUCCUUGCCGGGUCAGAGGGCCAUUGUCUAAACAACUACUCCACCCUCCGUGCGCCAAACGUCACUUCAACACAACAAAUUGGUCGUUUUUCAUUAAGUCGUCGGAUCCCCAUCCACUACAUCUCUUCCAACCGUGUCACCCUACUAGACGACAGCGCAAAUGCUGCUCUGCCACCAAUCAGUGUCAAAGACCAUUGCCCACCGGUAGAUGGAAGCGAAGGGUUCACGGCAGCUAAGUGGGCUAGCGAGGUAUUCCUCGAAAACCUAUCCGCCGCAGCGACGAAGUCAUCCAGUAGUGACCAUGGCGAAUACCUUGCGGUGACGAUUCAUCGACCCUGCGCUAUUGUUGGAGAGGAAGCUCCCAUUGAAGAUGCCCUCAAUGCGUUAUUGCGAUACUCUAAGCUCAUAUCCGCUGUCCCGAAUGUUAGUAAGCUCAACGUCAACGGCUACUUCGACUUCCUCCCCGUUGAAAGUGUCGCCCGCGAUAUAGCGGCAUCGGUUGUAUCUUCACAGACCGCCCGGUCAGGUGUGGACUUCCGACAUUACUCUAGUGGAACGAGAGUAAUGCCUGAGGAGUUUGCUUCUUAUAUGCAAAAGAAGUAUGGCGGUGAGUUCAGGGAACUCGAGUUGGAGGACUGGAUUGAAGAGGCGAGAAAGGAGGGUAUUGAGGAGUUGAUUGUGCUGUAUUUGCAGGCGAUCGUUGAAAGGGAAGGAAGAAUAACGUUCCCUUAUAUGGGAAAUACUGUUUAG
This is a messenger RNA of Fusarium sp. VM40, 11829 nucleotides long. The record is from the annotation of a GenBank genome assembly. Lineage: Eukaryota; Fungi; Ascomycota; Sordariomycetes; Hypocreales; Nectriaceae.